AGCAAAUUGACAAUUCGUCAGCAAUAACACGUCAAAAGCUGCGGUGAAUUAUUUUCCUGGUUGCUGGAGGUCUGGAAUAUCUGCAAAAAUGUCCGGUCCCACGCUAUACGACAUAGACGUGGAUGUGUUGUUCGAGCAGCGCAGCAUACCGGAAAUCGAAGAAGUCCAGAAGAGAGUCCAGUCCGAGAUCGAGAAGAAACGGGAGGAGUUGCGGACGAUGGUUGGCGAACGAUAUCGGGACCUUCUCAAAGCGGCCGACACCAUUGCCGGCAUGAAAGACACAUCCGCCACUCUCAUCACGCAAAUACAAAACAUCACGACGAAUUGCACAAGCCUCAACGAGAAGCAACUUCUGGGAUUUCAGACGAAACCGAAGCAACCUCUAGUCCCCGACCGCGAACUCCACUCAUACUAUUCCACCGUUUUCCAGAUAAAACUGCUCACCAGCUUGCCGGAGAUGAUUUGGUCGCGAAUUGACGAGGAACAGUUCUUUCUGGCCACGCAAUUGUUCAUUUUGUCGCGGCACAUCAGCACCGGACUCCAUUUGGAUGUGGGCAAUAAAGUCAUCAAGCAUUUUCCGGUUGCGAAGAAGCAGUGGGAGACCUUGAAGCCGUUCUUCUUUACAAUCAAGCAGAACGCCCUCUGUGCAUUGGAGAAGGAUACACUGACGCCGGAAGCAGCCACAGAUUGCCUACUCAGCUUGUUUCUACUUGAACAGUCGUCGAUGGACGGAAUAUUGACGACUUUCUUGCAAAUUAGAGCGAAGUCCUAUUUGGCCGCGCUUUCAAGCGAUAAAUCCGCUCAACGACGAGUAAAGGAUCGGAUUUUGUCCAGCUUGGAAGUUCUGAAUUCGUCGGUUCUGCUGAUUUUCAAGUGUUUCAUUGAUUCAGGGAACGGGAAAGGACUGGUCGUCGAGAAACUGGAGGAGUUGGCGAGCGAUAAAGCCGAGCCCACGAUUUCCUUGAUGGACUUGGACGAAAUGGACAUGAUGUACGAUUUGCCGGAUAUCAUUGCUAAAUUUAAGCCAACAUUUGAAAUGCCAACAAUUACACCGACCAUGUUGAAAUCUGUGAAAGAUACCUGGCUGCAAACCGUUUCGAAGAUAAUUGAAAAUCAACUAAGAAACCUCUUCGAUUUGGUUUCGUCAAUGAAGACAAUCCAAGAAAUCAAACACCAAUCAUCGAAGCUAGAGAAAGAUAAAAAUUGGUCUGAAAUGUGUGAAAAACUGUCGUUACCAGCAAGCUUGGACUUCUAUCAGCAUUACUAUCGUCCAUUAAUCAACAGUCGAGUGCGCGACAUAGUGCGCCAAUCGUGGUCCAAAGCCGUUUCUUCUACGCACAACGACAUUGAAUCUCUCCUAACUAGUUCUUCAAUCGCUAAAAUAUCAGAGAACAACUUGAAAAAUUUGUGGAAAGAAAAUGUCGGUGACAUUCCCGUUAGUUUGAAGCAAGCCCUUCAACAGGACAAAAAGAACAACAAGCUCCUGAUGAAAUCAAAAGGAUUUUGUCCAGAAAUCGUAGAUAUUUGCGCUUCGUUAGAUAAUCGACUAAAAACGAUCUUCUCAGAAGUCAAUGUUCUCUUGGAAGAGGAUAGCUCCGGACAAACGGAUGAAAAGCAGUCAAUGGUUAACUUUUUGAAGGAUACUAGCGAAGAUUGUAUAUCAGAAUUAAUAACGGGGAUCAAAAGUAUGGAAUUCGAUCGAAAACAGGAUACUUGUAUUUUGCUGGCGCGACUAUUCACAGCUUUUGCGGAUUUGUGUCCACACCUGAAGCUCUGCCUUUCCCAUACUUAUGUCGCGUCGAAUUGGGACCGAAUUUCAAGCGACAAAAAAAACUAUGAGAAAUGGAACCGGGUGUGUGCGCUGUUCGAUGAUGAGGCAUUCGCGUUUUGGAAACAAUUUUGUGAGACAUUUGCAGAAGAAAUGGGCCCUGAGCAGAUUAUUUCGAACAAUAUUGGAAUUGAGACUAUUCUGAAUGAUUUCACGUCAUGGGAGAGCAUCAAUAUUGAGGAAAAGGACGAUCAGGAUAAUGCUGUUCAGUCCACGAUCCGAGUGCCAUCUCAGCCCAGAAUAUCUGUUCAAUUUUACGUUUUCAAAUUGAUUUACUCCUUGAAUAAUUCAAUUCCUGAAACGCUACCACGACGAGUUCUUCAUCAUUUGAACUCGAUCCUGGCCACGAAAAUCUUAGCCUUGUAUGGAAAAUAUAUUGAAAACGAAUUUGUAGCAACGAAUCAGAAUGCAGCACUUCAGCUCUACUUCGAUUUAAAAUUCUUCCAAUUAGUAUUUCUAGCGCGCGAUGAUAAGAAAGUCCAAGAUGAAAUUCAACGGUUAACUAAUGCGCUGAAAAACUUUGUAGAUCCAUUUGACUUUGAGCUUUUCCAUUCGUAUUUGAAUGGUAAUGUGAAGAAAUGUGCGCAGAGGCUGCAACAUGAAUUAGGCGUUUUGAUUCCUUAUCCGGAGAAUGUUUCAAUUUUGGCGGACCAGAAACCUAGCGCUGGAGCACAGGAUCGAGACCCCAACGUUUUGUGCUUAAGCUCGAAUGGGGCAGUCUCUACGUGGUUCCCGCUCCUACCGAUUAUCACCCCUGGAAGUAAGACUGGUACCAUGUCGAAUGAAGGAGAAAAGGGAUCCGGAGCGAAAUCGAAAAGACAGUCAGACACGAAGCUAACUUCGUCCCAAUCGUCCAGUUCAUUAGCUUCUGCUCAACAAACCGCGCAGAAUUAUGCGAGUAAUGUAAGAUCCGGGGCUGCGGCAUUUUUCGGUGCAAUGUCACAAGAAUGGUUUCGAUAAUCGCCCGCUAAAAAUAUAAUCUUUUAUUCCAUGUUAAGUUAUGAAAGCAUAACAUUUUUAAUAUUUUGUUUAUUUAUAUGAAAUUACACAUUCAUUCGCUGUAGUUAUAAUAAAAUUUCAAUUGUUGAAAGUA
This is a messenger RNA of Hermetia illucens (black soldier fly), 2921 nucleotides long. RefSeq names its product conserved oligomeric Golgi complex subunit 1 (gene Cog1). Gene Ontology annotation, cellular component: Golgi apparatus; COG complex. The record is from RefSeq and is a predicted model, not a curated record. The transcript has 6 exons. The coding region runs from base 89 to 2788 and encodes 899 amino acids. NCBI's taxonomy places the organism in Eukaryota, Metazoa, Arthropoda, Insecta, Diptera, Stratiomyidae. Gene Ontology annotation, biological process: intra-Golgi vesicle-mediated transport.